AAAAAAAAUAAAUAAAUAAAUAAUAAAUUUUUAUUGCAAUGUCAGUCUACCAACACGAAUCACCAUGGGGCAUCCUCGAUCCUUCAUUAGAACAACAUGCUUAUUUCUCUAAAGCAAAUGAGCCUACACCGUUUAUUCCUGCAAUACCUUCUCCUCCCCGUAUCCAAGAUGAACAAGACAUAAAUCUAGAAAACUGUUUAAAAGAACUGGACGAGAUUCAAGAAGAAUUAAUGGCGCAUCGUCAUACGUUUGUAUCUUGCUUUUUAGAAAAUUUCAUUAUUUCUUUUAUUUUUCUGACUAAUGAUUUUCCCAAAAAAAUGUAGUAUUUAUUCAGAAAAAUUAAAAGUCUUGCAAAAUGAAUUAGCCAGUAUAGAAAAUGAAACACACAAGGUGAUUGUGAAACAAGAUAAAAAACUAGAAAAGAAGAGGGAUAAAGAAUUAAAAGCUGCCAAUGACAUGUAUGAAUUUCAAUUACAAUCCAUUGAUAAACAAGUCCAGCAUGAAAAAGCCCUUGUCCUUCAAGACAUUGAGCAAAAAGCAGAUUUCGCAAAUCGUGUAGUAACUUCAGAAGGCACGAGAAAGAGAAAGCACAAGUCGCCUACGGCUGUCACAGAUUCAGAAGACGAAAGUGAAGGUGAAGAAGUAGAGUUUCACCGAAUCCAUUUAAAGAAAAAGAUGGGCAGGUUACAGGCAAUCUCAGACCGUCAAAAAGCAACCAAAUUCAAAAAGUACCAUGACGACGAUGUACCAAAUCAAGAGGAAUUACAACAUGAUAUCACCAUGAUGAGACAAAAAUGUGCCUAAAAUAGGGUUGAUUUUAUUUUAUUUUAUACCCCAUCAAAUUU
Molecule: messenger RNA, 845 nt
Organism: Mucor mucedo
Lineage: Eukaryota; Fungi; Mucoromycota; Mucoromycetes; Mucorales; Mucoraceae
Exons: 6
Coding region: 301-804 (167 amino acids)
Source: RefSeq, a predicted model, not a curated record